UAUCAGCUAGUUACCUUGCCAGCCACAAACUGACAAAAGGAUAGAAUUCGAACAUUAACAUAAGUGUGUAAAUAAAAUUGCAAGAAGAUAAGAUAAGAUCGAUGGAGCAGAAGCUUUCUUCAGUAGCGAAAACGCUAACAAGUUCACCCAUACAACAACUUUCUUAUCUUGCCGAAAGACGCAAUGCCGUCAACCUCGCCGAAGGUUUCCCUGAUUUCCCUGCACCUUCCUACCUUAAAGACGCUGCCAUUUCCGCUAUCUGCUCUGACUUCAAUCAGUACAGGCAUGUUCAAGCAAUAUGUGAUUACCUCGCUUAUCAACUCAAACAAAUGCAUGGCCUAGAUGUCGAUCCCCUCACUGAUAUCGUCGUAUGUUGUGGUCAAUCUGAGGCUUUUGCUGCCGCAAUGUUUGCAAUAAUAAACCAGGGUGAUGAAGUCAUCUUAUUCGAUCCAUCCUAUGAAACAUAUGAAACAUGCAUUAGGUUGGCUGGCGGGGUCCCAGUGUAUGUAGCACUUGAUCCCCCUUAUUGGAGUCUGGAUCCAAAUAAACUAGCAAAGUCAUUUACUGUCAGGACAAAAGCUAUUGUCCUCAACAGCCCUCACAAUCCAACUGGAAAGGUUUUCACAAAGGAUGAGCUUGAGAUUAUUGCUGGAGCUUGCCGGACCUGGGAUAUUCUAGUUGUAACAGAUGAGGUAUAUGAACAUAUAACAUUUGAUGGGGAGAGGCACACAUCAGUUGCCACAUUUCCAGGAAUGCAGAAGCGGACCAUCAUCACAUCUUCCUUGUCAAAAAGUUUUAGUGUGACUGGUUGGAGGAUUGGCUGGGCAAUAUGCCCAGCUUACUUUGCAUCUGCAAUCAGGAACAUCCAUGUUAAAAUUACAGACUCUGCUCCUGCACCUUUCCAGGAAGCUGCCUUGACAGCUUUGAGAAGUUCCCCCGAGUACUUUUAUGCAUUGAGACAAGACUAUAAAUCAAAAAGAGAUUACUUGGCUCAGGUGCUUACAAAAGUUGGUUUCCAGGUCUCCGUCAUGCCUAGGGGUUCCUUUUUCCUAUUCAUGGAGCUUCCCCGGACAUGCACACUUUCUGAUGUUGACUUUGUGGAGGAAUUGAUUAAACAAGCUGGGGUGGUUGCUGUACCGGGCUGUGUAUUCUUCCACACCAAUUCCUCAAAACUAGAGGACCUUUCUCUGACGGCUAUUAGCUACCACAGAAGAUAUAUCAGGUUUGCGUUCUGCAAAAGUGAGGAAACAUUAGCUGCUGCUUCACAAAAGCUAACCGAGCUCAUCGAUGGUUCAGGGGGACUAAAGCUAUUUUAAUUAAAUUGGCUUGUUUGGAUUAGCCUUUCCAAUCCACGUCCAUGAGAAGUGGGAGCUUCAAGUUGGUUAGAGGCAACAAUAGAAUUAAGAUGGAUCUGUUUAUUCUUUGUCCCCACCCUGGAAUGACGUUGAUAAACGUAAGUUUCAUGAAAAGAAAAUCAAUUCAUUUUCUCGA
Molecule: messenger RNA, 1491 nt
Organism: Solanum stenotomum
Lineage: Eukaryota; Viridiplantae; Streptophyta; Magnoliopsida; Solanales; Solanaceae
Exons: 8
Coding region: 102-1316 (404 amino acids)
Biological process (GO): biosynthetic process
Cellular component (GO): cytoplasm
Molecular function (GO): L-kynurenine:2-oxoglutarate transaminase activity; pyridoxal phosphate binding
Source: RefSeq, a predicted model, not a curated record